Messenger RNA from Punica granatum (pomegranate), 1715 nucleotides. NCBI's taxonomy places the organism in Eukaryota, Viridiplantae, Streptophyta, Magnoliopsida, Myrtales, Lythraceae. The record is from RefSeq and is a predicted model, not a curated record.
CAAUGCCGGAGGAUUACGCAGCGCAAAGCAGAGCAGAGCAACAACCAAACGCAGGAUUGGAAUCAGAUUUCGCCGGCGGGAAGAAGAUCCGAUCCCCGUCCCUCAAUCAGGCGGCCGCCUCCGAUAUGGACGGUCAUCAUGCUUCUCUCGGCCGUCGGACGCUGGAGGAGAUACGCCAGAAAAGAGCCGCUGAAAGAUUGGGCAAAGCUUCUUCUGGCCCGGAUCUUACCAAGGCUGCUUCGAGUCCGAAUGAAUCCACAGCAGGGAUGAGGAAAUCGGAGAGCGGAAAUCGGCUCUCAGAGACCGAUGUUAGCGGUUUAGUCUCUCAGCUGAAAGACCAACAGAGGAGGAAUCUAGAGCUGGAGCAGGACAACAAAAGACUAGCAUCACAGCUUCAAGCAAAGGAACUGGAAAACGAUGCCCUGCUUCGGCAAUUGAAUGAUCUGGAACAGACCACUGUUCCAUCCUUGAGAAAAGCUCUGAAGGAUGUGGCUGUGGAGAAAGAUGCAGCAGUUAUUGCACGGGAGGACUUAGCAACCCAGAUUCGAACACUUAAGAGACAAUUGAAGGAAGCUGAAGAAGAGCAAUACCGGGCUGAGGAAGAUGCAGCAUCUUUGAGAGCAGAACUUAACUCAAUUCAACAAGCAGCAAUGAGUGGUCAGUUUGGUGGGGCGUCCCCUUUAGGAACUUCUCCAGAUCAUUUGCAAGCCUUGGAAAAGGAGAUAGCUAGGCUAAAAGCUAUCUUACAGCAAGAAUCUUCGUUGAGACAACAAGAGAGAGAAAAGUUUGUAGAGGAGCAAGCUCGAGCUUCUGCAAUGCUGUCCGAGAAACAAGCCUUGGAAGAGAAAUUGAUGGAGCUAUCCAGGAAGACCCCGGUAGUCUCAGAGACUGUGGUUAAAGGGGCAUUUUCAGUGGAAGAUAAGGAGAAGCUGGAAAAACAGUUGCAUGAUAUGGCAGUUGUGGUUGAGAGACUGGAGGGUAGUAGACAGAAACUUCUUAUGGAGAUUGACUCCCAAUCUUCAGAGAUAGAGAGGCUAUUCGAGGAAAACUCGAACCUUCUAUCAUCUUAUCAAGAAGCAAUGGCUGCGGUGGUCCUGUGGGAGAAUCAGGUGAAAGACUGCCUCAAGCAAAAUGAAGAGCUCCGUGGAACUGUAAACAAAUUGAGAAUCGAACAUGCCAGUGAGCCUCGUAAAGCCGGGUCUGCAGAGACAAGUUCACCCGCAUCUAUGACUGAGUCUCUCUCUCUAAAGGGUGAACUUGCCAAAGAGCAGAGCAGAGCGGAGGCCUUAUCUGCCGAAGUUAUGCAGCUCUCUGCACGUCUUCAACAAACCACACAAGCGUAUAAUGGCCUGGCUCGUGUCUAUAGACCUGUUCUGCGAAACAUCGAGAAUAAUCUCAUCAAAAUGAAGCAAGAUGGAUCUCUUACGGCGCAGUAGGACAAACCUUAUUCGUCUCUUUCCAUUAGACAUUCUUUCUUCCAGAGAGCCUAGGCUGCGAAGCCCGUGUCAUCUGUAUUGCUUUUGUUGGAUUAUCGAGUUGGGUCCACUUUGCUCAGAAUUUGCAUGAAUUGAAGGACCCGGGCCUGUCUGAAGCACGAUAGCAUGAUGUUCAAUGUUUUUGACCUGUAAUUCUAGAAUCUAGUUGGAGCUAUAGCAUAUUUAAAUUAUAUUUCCAAUAAUUAUAUUAUUAUUGCCACCGCAUUAUCUAUACGACUA